AAAAAACAUAACCUCUUUUCGUAACCUUAACAACUUUUAAAAUAAAUAUGCUACAGUGUAUUUCAACAUAUUUCUUGUGAAAAUGCCCCCUAAACAAGCUAAGAAAACCUUAUGGGUAGAAUGUGAAAAAUGUAAUUGCAAUGUUCUGUCAAAUGAUAAAAAUGUCCACAUAGAACUCUGCUGUGAAAAAGAUCAAAUAAAAUGCCCAUAUAUUGAGAAUAGUGAAUUGUUUUCAUGGCUUGAAAGGAGUAGUGCACUCCCUGAUAACGCUCCGAGAAAUGCUGUGUUAAUUCAUCCAUCAGCAGGGACGUUAAUAGGAGCUGUGAUUGGAAAACCAUUAGAGCUAAAGAAGGAAGGUGCUCCAACUUUGUUGAAACGUAUGUGGCCAUCCAAAGCGUCUUCACCAGCUGCAGUCAUUCUCCCUGCUGCAGAUCUCACAGGAGGUUGGUGCAGUGAUAACAAAAAAGUAAGUGUGACAGUCUUCCAAGAAGACAUACCCAAGGCUUCCAAUAUUAGCAUCAAAAUCAGAAAUCAUAAAAUAGACACAGAUAUAGCAGAUAUAUUAAAAGAGAACUUUAAAAACUAUUAUGUCUGCACUGGGUGUAUACUUGUAUAUUAUUAUUUUGGAAAAAAAUUGGAAAUUGAAGUUUUAAAUGUAAAAUCAAAGCAGGGAACUGGUGUACAUCCUUGGUUUGUUCUGUCGGACGAUACAUUGUGGAGUAUUGAAAAAAAAUCUGCCCAUAACAUAAAAAAGAAAUCACCUGUUAUAGGCGGUGUGGAUGAUAUAAUUGAAGAAAUUAAAACUUUAAUACAAAUAUCCUUUAACACUGAAGGAUUUGCAGCUAAUUUUCAACCCACUAGAGGCCUUUUGCUCUAUGGACAUUCUGGUAUAGGAAAAACAGCAAUUUGUAAAUAUUUAAUUGACAAUUUGAAUUGUAAUCAUGUUGAAAUUAAUGGGCCUGCAAUAUUCAGCAAAUACUUUGGUGAAACUGAAGCUUCUAUGAAAAAACUAUUUGCCCAAGCCAUAGAUAAUGAACCAUGUAUAGUUUUAGUGGAUGAGAUUGAGACUAUAUGUCCAAGACGCUCGGCUGGGAGUACAGAGCAAGAGAGGCGAGUUACAUCAGCAUUUGUAGCGCUGUUAGAUAGUUUACAUGAAGAAAAUAGCCGGGUAUUCAUCCUGGCGACAACACGAAAACCAGAUGCCAUUGAUCCUAUGUUACGAAGAUUCGGGCGGUUGGAUAAAGAAAUUGAGAUUUCAGUACCAGACAGAAUACGAAGGAAGGAAAUUUUAUAUGCUCUACUUAAAGGACUGCCUAAUAAAAUAUCUUCAAAGGAUAUAGAUGCAAUAUCUGAUCUAGCCCAUGGUUAUGUAGCUGCUGAUAUAGUCAAUCUGUGUACACAAGCAUCUCUGAAGUGCAUUAAAAGAGGGAGCGAAUUUAUAGAAAAGGACGAUUUGAUAACUGCUCUUACAAUCGUAAGACCGAGUGCCAUGAGGGAAUUGCUUAUUGAAAUACCGAAUGUCAGAUGGACAGAUAUCGGUGGAAUGGAUGAUUUGAAACUAAAGUUACGACAGGCGGUGGAAUGGCCGUUGAAACACGCUGAGAGCUUCCAAAGAUUAGGCAUAAGACCACCAGCUGGAGUCCUCCUGUAUGGACCUCCCGGGUGUUCAAAAACGAUGAUCGCCAAGGCAUUGGCGACUGAAAGUGGCCUGAACUUUCUGUCGAUUAAAGGUCCAGAACUAUUCUCGAAGUUUGUGGGCGAAUCCGAGCGUGCGGUACGAGAUUUAUUUACGAAAGCACGGCAAGUUGCUCCAUCGAUCGUAUUCUUCGAUGAAAUGGACGCGAUAGGUGGGGAAAGGGGAGCCGGAGAAGCCGGAGUUCAUGAACGGGUGUUAGCGCAAUUACUCACAGAGUUAGAUGGUGUUGUACCUCUGAAGUCUGUGACAAUACUUGCAGCUACUAACAGACCGGAUAGAAUGGAUGCGGCAUUACUCCGACCGGGGAGGCUGGAUAGGUUAAUUUAUGUGCCGUUGCCGGACUUCGAGACGAGGUUACAGAUAAUUGAGUUGAAAUUAGCAAAAAUGAGUAUAAGUGAUGAUGUUAAUUCGCAUAAUCUUGCAACGAGAACCGAGGGAUUUUCGGGAGCGGAGAUACAAGCUUUGUGCCAUGAAGCCGCUUUGCAGGCGUUAGAGAGAGAUCUGGAAUGUUCUGCAGUCUGUAUGGAGCAUUUUGAAAAUAUCCUGUCGAAACGAGAUUUUAAACCGAGAACGCCUCAGUCGUUAUUGGACAUUUACGAACAAUUUGCAUCGGGACAAAGAUCGAGUUAACUAUGGUCAUAAAGGAAAAGGUUAUAAUUAGGUCAUAAUACUCUUAAGUAUUCUUUGCAGUUCCUGAUUUUGCAACUACAGACUCGAUAUAGCAAUUACAAGGUAUAUUACAUAAAAGAUAUAUUUUAUCUUAUA
Messenger RNA from Zerene cesonia (dogface butterfly), 2461 nucleotides. RefSeq names its product ATPase family protein 2 homolog. NCBI's taxonomy places the organism in Eukaryota, Metazoa, Arthropoda, Insecta, Lepidoptera, Pieridae. Gene Ontology annotation, molecular function: ATP hydrolysis activity; ATP binding. Bases 83 to 2326 code for a protein of 747 amino acids. The transcript is spliced from 2 exons. Gene Ontology annotation, cellular component: cytoplasm. The record is from RefSeq and is a predicted model, not a curated record.